AUGGCAUUGAUGAUGGAGGAACUUAUACGAGCAGCGCAGCUAGGAGGCAAGCGCAUGAUGGAGGAGGUCUCAUGGCGUGACCUUCUGAACAUGUCGUACGAAGCUGGUGGCGUGUACCCAACUAUCGUUGGCUAUAUUCUCGGCGGCAUCACCAUCUUCUUCUUCACACGUUGCUCGUCAUGGAUAUCGCGGCUUGUCCCCGCUGCACUGUGCUCCAUGCUGUUCUUGCACACUCUCCACAACUUGGAGCGGAAAUCCCUCGAGUGGUUGCUCAUGGUGGCAGCUGGUACCGGAGUGUGCUGCACUUACAUGCAGUUGAGCUCGCUGGACCUCGUUCGUGAACAUUUUGCCUUCAAGAAGGUGGUGACCAAGCCCAACACAUGCAAGAAAAAUGAUUGAAGCCGGAAGAAGCGCGCAAACAAUUCAACACAACACCAACAUUUCGUGUUGGUAUUAUAUGUAAAUUUAAUCAAGGACAGCCAUUAUUUCUCU
Molecule: messenger RNA, 492 nt
Organism: Phytophthora nicotianae INRA-310
Lineage: Eukaryota; Oomycota; Peronosporomycetes; Peronosporales; Peronosporaceae
Exons: 2
Coding region: 1-399 (132 amino acids)
Source: RefSeq, a predicted model, not a curated record